This is a messenger RNA of Rhododendron vialii, 5407 nucleotides long. RefSeq lists its product as uncharacterized. The record is from RefSeq and is a predicted model, not a curated record. The coding region runs from base 1710 to 5189 and encodes 1159 amino acids. The transcript is spliced from 4 exons. Lineage: Eukaryota; Viridiplantae; Streptophyta; Magnoliopsida; Ericales; Ericaceae.
UAAAAUUAUGUGGCGUAAAGGCGUCUGGAUUCAUUCAAUUGCCCAUCAUCAUCAUCCAUCAUCAAUAUCUCUUCCUUCCUUCCUUCCUUCCUUCCUAUGGGCUUCCCAGAUUGGAUCUGGUAAAGGCCGCCUCAGCACAAGAAGAUAAUCGUCGGCCGUAAACUAAUUUUGAUUCGUCACUCGGCGUUUGGUCGACGAUCUCCGUUCACCGGUGACAAUAAAUCUCGUAUUCAAGGAUUCAAAUCGAAGAAGAAGAAGAAGAAGAAGAAGAAGAAGAAGAAGAAAGGGAGAAGGAUCAGAUCUUGAGUUUUUUUCGUUAUCAGGAGGAGUUGGAGGAGGUUGAUCUUAUCCGUCUGUUGUUUAAUCGUUGUGGAAGUUCCUAGCCAAAAUCAUCGGUACGCGGCGAGGUUUUAAAGAAGAAGAGAGAACAGGUACUUAAAACCCUAAUGAUUGAUUGAUUUAUGCUCGUUUUUUAAUUGGUUAAGCCUCAUUGGAUGCCAGAUCUAGGAUCUCGGACGACGUAGUUAGGGUUUUCUUCGAAAGAGCUGAGAAUAGAGGCUCACGAACAGCGUCACCAGUUGUGUAUGAAUCAUGGCUGCUUUUAGGGUUCUACGGUGGGUGUCGUCGCUAGAAUCUACGACCUGGGAGCAUCUGGAGAUAUUGCUGUCGAAUAUUCGAGUUUCACAUAGAGACAGGACGAUAUGAAACCAAGCGCCCAUAGCAAAUAUAGCGAUUUGGGCAGGGCUAUAAAUGAAAAAACACUAGUUCUUUUACCCAUCAUUAUUAACAUCUUGGAAGAUUUCACAAAACCUGGUUUCUUUAUGGAGUUUGCUGCCCGGGCAAUGGACCCCAACUCGUAAGACAUUCGGAUGGAUAGGCAGCGGAUGUGUUUCGCUGGAAAUAUUCCUCUGACGCUCCGAUUGGCAUAGGCUGCAUUGAAAUAUAGUAGAAGCUAUUCCUGAAUCAACUUUGAAUACAGGAAGUGUUGGUGAAUAAUCACAAAACCUGGUUUCUUUUUGCUGGAUGUGAUGUCUGAUUUUUACAUGUCUUAACUGGAUCUCAGCCCUAGCGAAGUUCUAACAUUUUAUGCUUGCUUUCAACAAAGUGGCCAUCCCUGGGCUUGUUAUUUGUCUUGGGAAUAAUUCAAAGGGAACUUGUUGCCUUUGGUGUUCUCAGCGAGAAGAAGUUUCAUUCAAGAAAGUCUGCUAGGUGGUUAUCUACCAAAAAGAAAGCUUUAUUCUUCUGGUUGAAAUUGUUGUCCUUGUCAGUUAAUUGUUGAGAUGGCUACAUAAAGGUUGGGGGGUUGGGCUCCUCCUCUAAUAAUGGUUUUUCUUGAAGCUAUAUUGGCCAGCAGGGUUGGGCUCCUCCUCUAAUCUCUAUAUGUUGGUCUGUGCUCUUAUUUUCCAUUCUAUGAUCAAGAAUUCAAAACCAGUGAUAUCCAUGUUCUGGGUUUUUAGUGGAGGAUUGAUUAUUGAUAGGAGUGGUGAUGUUUCCUGCGAAAAAAUAUUUUAAUAUUUAAAAGCAUGUUGGACAAACUCAUGCUUGCUUGUACAAUGCGCAAUUUUGAACACGAACUCAAAAUCGAGUGCAUCCUCAAUUAACUUUUGACACCCUUCUGUACUUGUGCCGGAUUAGUUUCUCCUGUGGACUUAACUUGCAAGACUUGUGGAAGACCAUCUAUUGAAGGAAUCGGACAUUCCUUUGUAAACAUGCUGGGCACCUCCAAUCUAGAGCUUAGUGAUUAUAUGAAUCCUCAGCUGACUUGGAAGACAGUGAAAAAAGGCUUUAGAAGUUCAUCUAGGCGUUCAAGGAAGCCUACCAGGACGUUGAAUGUGGGCGUGCAACAGGUUGAUAAGAGCAGUAAAAGGGAGAAGCCAUCGGUUGCUGAGUCAGAGAAGCUUGGUGUUGCUGUUCUUGGGCGACGUUUUGCUGAGAAAAUAGAGCAUGUUCCAAUUAAGAAAAGGAGACCACCGCACCAGUCUCCUACAACACCACCUCGAACCCCCUCACCACAUCGUGAAGAGUCUCUAUCAUCUCAGCCUUCCUCUUCUCCACAACCUGAUGAUUUUGAUCAGAAAACAGAGAAUAAAGGUAUUUCAAGUCCAUGGUGGUGUUCAGAUGAUAGUUGUUUCCCUAUGGCAGUGCAGUUGAGCAUGAAGAAUGAUUUUGUGAAUAAUCGAAAGCGUUCCAAGGUAUGUAAUGGAAAACGUGGUUACACGGAAGACUUCUCAGGUAUUGCACUUCUUGCUGCUGCCGCAUGCAAUAGCAGCACUAGUGAUGAUGCUCAGGAAGAUAAGAAUGGUCCAACAGUAGAUGAUUUCUUGACAUCAGGUCAAAUUGUCUCUUCGAUAUCUGCUACACGUUUAGAGAAAACUACUACAUCCUCGGAAUCAGGAAAUCUGUUUCUGAAAGAGUCUGAAAAGGAAGAGAGUAUUGAUGAUUUGGUAGUUCAGGACAAUUCUGUGGUUUUGUCGCAGAAUUUACUGGAUAAGGGAGAUAGCGCCAGAAAGAGUUCAUCUUCUAAGAAAGAAGUCAGGCUACACUGGGAUCUGAAUACUGUGAUGGAGGCGUGGGAGCUACCCCCCGAUGAUCUAAACACUGGUUCUCAAAGAAAUGGUUCUGAUGAUGCCCCUGAUGUUAUUGUGCAUGGUGAAAAGCCAGAGAAAUUGGAAGGUUGUGUCAGUUAUAGGGAACAUGUGCACGCUCCGGAACAGUUAAAUUAUUCUGCUGCCAGAACUGAGGUGUCUACUCAGUUUUUCAGCGAGGAUAAAUCCCUUGAUACUUGUCUUUUCCCUGGAUCUGAGCCCAUCUCAAACAGGCGUCUUUCAGAGGAAAAGAUAAAUUCAUCUCCUACCAGUGUAAUCAUAUCGAACACGGAAGCUUCUAGCAGAACUUCUGCCAUCCUACUUGGCCAAAAGGUAUUCAUAGAGAAUGUUGAUCCAGGUAUUCACCUUGAUAUGGCAAUAUCGGGUAAGGUUGUUUGUGCGAGUGACAGCAUUCAAGCCCAAGAAGUUUCUACAAAAGCAGUUGAUUUACCUGGUAAUAGAACCUCUCCAACAGAGUUGGUUAGUUCAGCCACCCGUCAAAUGUCAGAUGUGGGGUAUGCAAGUAAAUCCGGGAAAUCAGGUCUUUCCAACGCUUCACCUGUUCAUGACAAUUCUUCUGGAUUAGGCACCACUUUUAGAGAAGGGCAACCUAUUGUUGCCAUUGAUGUGGAGAGGAAACAAGACAAAGAAGUUCCUACUGCAGAUGCUAUUCCUAUGGAUUCUUCAUUCCAUUGGGAGAUGAAGGAACUCACGCCCAAGUAUUAUGAAUGUUUUGGAAAGGUUGAUUUAGCAGAUGCUAUUGAUGAUGGGAAGGGCUUAGAUGUAUCUAACAGAAGAAAUGGUCCUACUGUCUGUGCUGAGAAGAUGAACCAGAUUGAGGGGGGUUACGAGUCUCCAUUCGAGGAUGGAGAACUGCGGGAGUCAGUCGUAUAUUCCUGUGAGGAGAAUGACGGUGACGGUGAAACUGAAUGUGUGGACUAUGAUUCUGAUUGCAGAGACAGAGAUGAAUUUAAUGCUGCUAAUCAAUGUUCGUCAGAAGUUGGUUCUCACAGUUACGUAAAUGGCGACAAUGGAGGUUUUCCAGAUAAAGAAUUGCAGUCUGGAAGAGCUAAUCCUCUUAAGGAAUCAAGCCAUUCGUCUUGUUUGAUGACGCGUGCUGGGCAGAAUCAUUUUCCUGAAGGUUUUGAAUGUUAUACUGAAAGGACUGGUGAAGCAAAUAACAUUGGCGCACAAAAAAAAUUUGCUGCUGAAUUGAUGGAAGGACAUGAUGUUAUAGGUUCUUCUGCUGGAGAGGUUGGCUCAAGGGCAAGCAGGGCCAUUUUUUCAUCGAAUUUUGAAGGAACAUCUUGUUCCGAUGCCUUUCAUAGAAGUGAUAAUGUUUCUAUGCAGCGGGGAAGGAAUGACACCUGUUUUCAACCUGGAAGGAUGUUCAAUUCUGAAAAGUACUUGGAAAGGGAUAGAUCACUACAGCGUCGAAACCAAGGGGAUUCAAGAAACUAUUAUCAAACUGGCUACUCACAAGGUACUCGGUACACCAGGCCAAGAAGUAUUGCUAAUUCUGGGGCAAAGAUUGACGGAUUGACCUUUCGUGAUCGGAGACGAUAUACGAACUAUUCCUCGAAGGAUGAGCAUAGACCCCCAAUUAGACAGAGAUCACCAGCUGACAGUGAUGAUGGUUAUGGUGCAUCUAGGAGAACGGUAGUGUCAAGAGAGAACAUUGACCACAUUAGGAGUAGAGGCAGGGGCAGAAUAUAUGGGCAGGGGUUUAGUAGAGUCCCGAGGGAGGAGUACGAUGGACCUAUGUCUAACAACCCUGCAUCGUUUUCUGUCCGUCCGCCGCAUUAUAUUUCUAGGAGGGAACACAGCUUUUCUCCCAUCCGUGGUAGAGGAGCUAGUUUUUCCGGACCCCAACAGAAUUCUCGAUCGCGAUCGAGAAGCAGAUCACUUACAUUUCGUGUGCAGAGGGGAAGGAACAUGGGAGUAAGACGCCUGAGUAGAUCUCCAGAAUUCAGGUCUGAUGCCAGGAUGGGGAGAGGAAGGAUGCCCUUUCCGAAGUCCAAUCAUGCAACAUAUGAUGAAGAUGGUCCCAUAUGCCCAUCAAGAACUCACUUCUCGUCACAGCGUCAUCCCAGAUGGAUCGAUGAUGAAAAUUGCGAGUCCAAUAGUUUUGUGGAGAGAAAAUCACCAGGAAGAUUGAUUGGUGCAAGACAAAAGUUCAAUUUUGGGGGGUGUCGUGGAAGAACAAAGUCAGAUGAGUGUUUUAGACCCUUGAUACGGCCUGGAAGGUUUGCUGAUUAUUCUGAUGGGGGUGAUAGGGAACAUAAGUAUAAUGGAGAUAACAGGGAGAGGACAAAAUAUCACGACAAAUAUGAUAACAUUGAGAAGAAUCAUGGUCUGAGGCGCUGUAACACCAGUGGUGUGACAAGGCGGUUCCGCAUCGAUGAAAAAGGUUGUUCUAUGUUGCGUAAUAGUCUCAAUGAAGAAAGCUGCAUUAACGGUACUGACAGAAGGGAUAUACAAAGGAGCACCACGGAAGGGCAAAGUCCUUUCAGAUUUAGCAGUGAAAGGAUGUAUGCUUCUGGCCCCAAGUUGUCUAGAAUUUUGUGUGAUUCUAAUGGUGAUGUAUCACCCAGUAGAGGAUGACCGAUGCGGCCUUUGCAAUCAUAGGCUUUUCCUUUUUGUGCGGUUUUUGCAGUAGAUAGGAUAUCUUACACCUGAUCAGAUUCUUUUUCUCCUUUUGGUAGAUAUAUAUAUUUUUUGAAUUGUUGAGCUGCCUCAUUCUAGCUGGCAGUGCUUAGUGCUUCUGGAAGUUAUUGUUAACCAUUCUAUUUUCGUUGAGGGAUUCUAAUGGUUUUAUUGUA